Molecule: messenger RNA, 1914 nt
Organism: Astyanax mexicanus (Mexican tetra)
Lineage: Eukaryota; Metazoa; Chordata; Actinopteri; Characiformes; Acestrorhamphidae
Gene: wbp2
Product: WW domain binding protein 2
Exons: 8
Coding region: 171-971 (266 amino acids)
Biological process (GO): positive regulation of DNA-templated transcription
Cellular component (GO): nucleus
Molecular function (GO): transcription coactivator activity; chromatin DNA binding
Source: RefSeq, a predicted model, not a curated record
UUUAAAGACGCGCGCUGCGUCAGGGAGGGGCGGUACUCCGCGGGACGGUGCGGGCUGCGGGAGCUGCAGGUGCGGUUAUCUCUAAUCACCAGUAUCGGAAACUGAUCGAUCAGAUCCACCGAUCAGCAGCAGAGAGAUCUCCAACAGCGCGUGAAUGAGAAGAACCCAGAAUGACCCUGAAUCAGAACCAUUCCGAGUCCGGGGGAGUCAUCAUCAACAACAGCGAGAGUGUUCUGAUGUCCUAUGAAAACGUGGAGCUGUCGUUCAGUGAUGCUGAUCGUUUACCAGAGCUGUUCAAGAAGAGCAAGAAGGGGAGCAUCUAUCUCACUCCGUACAGGGUAAUCUUCGUGACAAAGGGGAAGGAUGCUCUUCAGUCCUUCAUGAUGCCAUUCUAUCUAAUGAAGGGCUGUGAAGUCAAACAGCCUGUUCUUGGAGCCAACUACAUAAAGGGUGCGGUGAACGCUGAACCAGGGGGUGGUUGGGAGGGAUCUGCCACCUUCAAACUCAUCUUUAUCGCUGGAGGAGCUAUCGAGUUUGGGCAGUAUAUGAUGCAGGUGGCAGCUCAGGCCUCCAGAGGGCAGCCUGUGAUUGGAAAUGUUGGGAAUAUGGGCUGUUCGUACAUGGCUAACGGUGCGUACUCAUACGCUCCUCCCCCUCCAGCCAACGGCAUCUACUCCACCGGACCAGCACCGCCUGGCUACGCCUAUCCUGGGCCUCCACCCCCUGGUGCAUUCUACCCCAGUCCUCCUGGUUUUGAUGGUCCUGCUGCGUACAUGCCUCCGCCCCCUUAUUCUGCUUCAGUUGGCCAAGCCCCCUUAGACCCAGACCUUCCCCGGACCCCUGCAGCUGAAGCAAAGGCAGCCGAGGCAGCGGCGAGUGCAAGCUCCGCCUCUCUCGCGUCGACUCACGUUUACCUCCCAGAGGACAAGCCCCCGCCUUACUCUCCACCUGACGACAAGAAGAACCAAUAAAAUCUCAGCAUUACAGCCGCCCUCCUCUCACUCACCCUGCAUCUCAUUAAAUCAGCUCUACUAACUGUGUCCUCCUGUACGAUUACAGAGAGAGAGAGAGAGAGAGAGAGAGAGAAAGAGAGGAGGAGAGAAAGAGACGGAGAGAAAGAGGGAGAGAAGAGCUUAAACCUUUAGGACUGUUAGCUGAUGAGCAGUGAACCGUCACAGCAGAGCAGAAUCAUGGAGUUCUGUAAUUUACUCUCUACUGUAAAUGUAAUGAACUGACUGUGGAGCUUUUUUAGGUGGACGGUUGAUCUUGUGUGAGUGAGGACUCGGUGCUUCAAAUGGUUCUUUAAUCGAUACGUAGAAGAACCGCUUUAGGUUCUAGAACGGAGAAUGUGUUUGUAAUAGAGGUGGAAAAUCAAACAAAGGUUUUUUGAAUACAUUCCUUAGUCAACAAAGAACCAUAUUUGGUCCAGAACCAUUUUUUGAAGCACCUUUAUAUUUAAAAGUGCAUAAGUAACAGGAGGAUGAUGAUAAUGAUGAGGAGGAGGAUGAUGAUCAGGGAUUGUAGGAGCAGCAGGUUUGGACAGUGUGAAAAGAAGGACUAAUCAUUACUGUGUUUGGGUUCUGAUCUGAUCUUCAGCAGCCUCUCACCUCCAUGCUGUCUCCAGAAUGUGUGUAUUAACCUGAACCAAAGCGCUGCAUACCGUGGAUCUGCUGUACCGUCACUUUUGGCCCUCUUACGCUUGUGUCUGUCGCCAUUCUGAAGCUUGACUUUAUUACAGCACUUUAACCUUGUCAUGUACCCCCCCCCUCCCCCGUGUGCAUAUAUGUUUAUUGAUAUUAUUUUUAAUUUAUUACAUGAAUUGUUUGAACUGUGUAACCAGUCUAGCAUGGUCUCAGCUGUAUCGUCUAAUGUAUAAUGGAUUGUAUUUUAUUAAAUUUAAAGUAUCAGAGAAAA